AUGGCUCAAAACGCUGCAAAUGAAUUUUCUAAAAAAUUGUCGAAUGUUAUACUUGAGGGAAAUCUUACCCCUGAACAAGUCUACAAUUUAGAUGAAACAGGUAUAAAUUUCAAACUUCUUCCGGACAGAAUGCUAGCAACACCACAAGAAACAACCGCUGCCGGUUUUAAAACGAAUAAAGAGAGAAUCACUGUAGCUUUUUGUACAAAUGCUGCUGGGAGUCACAAACUUCCUCUCUUUGUUAUAGGGAAAUCAGCUAAACCAAGAGCAUUUAAAAACAUAAAUAUCAAUGCUUUACCAGUUUAUUACAAAGCUCAAAAGUCAGUUUGGAUGAAUUCCUUUCUAUUUGAAGAAUGGUUCUUCUUUCUUUUAACACAUUUAAAAUUGCCACUUAAGGCUCUUCUCCUUGACAAUGUUCCAAGCCAUCGAAUCAAUCUUUCAACUGGUGACAUCAAGGUUAUAUUUUUACCACCUGCUGUUACAUCUUUGGUCCAACCUAUGGACCAAGGUGUAAUAAUUAGUUUGAAAAGACGUUAUAGAAAAAAGCUUCUAACAGAAAUACUUGAAAUACAUAAUCAGGAAACGGGACUUAUGGAAGCUCUUAAAAAAAUUAAUAUCAAGGAUGUGAUUUACAUGUUGGCAUCUGCUUUUGAAGAAAUGCCACUAUCAACAUUUGUCAAAUCGUGGAGAAAACUAUGGCCCGAUGUUGAAAAAUUAACUGGUCAGUCCAAUCUGGAGAAAAAGCCGUGUGCCGAGGAUCUAACAGAUCAUAGCAAUAUUGCCCUACUUAAUGAUUUUAACCCUUGA
Messenger RNA from Habropoda laboriosa, 807 nucleotides. RefSeq names its product tigger transposable element-derived protein 2-like. The transcript has a single exon. The record is from RefSeq and is a predicted model, not a curated record. The coding region runs from base 1 to 807 and encodes 268 amino acids. Gene Ontology annotation, cellular component: nucleus. Gene Ontology annotation, molecular function: DNA binding. Lineage: Eukaryota; Metazoa; Arthropoda; Insecta; Hymenoptera; Apidae.